AUUUGCUAUUUGCUUGGGAGGAGGAAGCGGUGAGCGGGCGCGCGUGGGGGUUCAAGUAACUCAAGCGUGCCUUGCAGCUUUUUACGCAUGACUUCCAAGCUGCGUGGCGCCGUCGCCUUGACUAACAGACCAAUGUGGGAUUUCUCUUUCAUUUGAACUGAAAUACAAAUAUAUUUUUUGCCACCAAAUGCACUUGUGACAAUUGUGCGCGUCCAAAAAAGAUGGCCGGUGCGCGCAAUCCCCUACCGGUUUUGUUGGCUCACGUGAGGAGUCUGAGGAGGUGCUUCACCUCCCUCCUGCCUGCCCUCCAUGGUCAUGACCAGCCAUCACACCCCUCCUUCAGCCCGUCUCGUCCUGUUGGUCUUGCUCGCUGUCACUCUGACGCUGGACGCCGACACCGCCCCCGUGCAGACCGAAACUGGAGACAGAGGGGCCGAGGAGGGAGGGGCGGCAGAGGAUACCGCACUCGCUCCGCCGCCCCAAGGCGACGGCGGCGGCUACAACAAGUCGCGAGUCGAGCAGACAGUACCGGGAUCCAACCCGAUGCAGUUGCUCGGGCUCCUUCUGCGAGCGCUGGAUGAGCCAGGGGAGGGGCACGUGGGCCGGGAGACGUCCUCUAGCCUGGUGGAGGUCAACGAGACGAGGGAACGGUCUGAUGCAGACAAGGUUAUCCGAGACUUUGAGGAGGAGGGGAGCCGAGGGCAAUCUGCCGUGGACCUCCUGGAGACGGUGUCGCUCGGCAGCUUCGUCACACCCGAACCCCACGGGGAAGACAGCUCUCUGCAGCGCAAGAUCCGCGGCUACUUCCAGAACAUUGACUUGGGCCUCCAAGAUAAUGAGAUCCUGCCACCUCUGAAGGGCUACAAGGCGUACAACACGCAGUUGGCACGAGCCGGAAAAAAACUCCGCUGGCAGGGGAACUCCGCCGCCCCCGUCAAAGGCGGCAACUUCAUGGACGAUUUUGAGGAUGAGGGUGACGAGUUGGAGGAGGAGGUGGAGGAGGAGGAUGCGAGCUUGAGUCGCGUGGAGGAGGAGGCAAGGGCCAGGGCCGAAAAGCAGGAGGUGCUACGGCAGCAGGAGGAGGCAGAGCGGGCUCGCGAGGAAGAGCAGCGAUUGGCUGACGUGGCUUCCGACAUGCUGCUCCAGUACAUGGGCCGCAAGCAGCAGUCCCUUCUCAAGGCACGACAGAAGAGCGGCAACGCCGCCGAGGAUAAGCGAUCUGAGGAAGUCCUCCUCCCUGACCAGACUGAGGACGACCUGGACCAGCAGAUGAUCGACAGGCUCAUCGAGAUCAGCAGCAAGCUGCACCUGCCCGCCGAUGAUGUAAUUGAGAUCAUCAGCGAUGUGGAGGAGAAGAAGAAGAAGCGGAAAGAACUGAAGCAGCAGCUUCCGGCGGUUGCCGCCCUACCCGUGAUGCCCCGCUUUCGGCCCCUAGUGCCUCCCCCUCUGGCGCGGGCACCCGUCUACCACUACACAGCCUCCAAAAACCCCAAGAAAGCUCCUUACAAAGCCCCCUACAAGCACAUGAAGAAGUGGCAGAAGGACAAAGGCAGGUUGCGCAAACAGGACUUUUGGUAUCAGGCUCAGACCCCCAUUGACUACUGGUACAAACCCCAGAAACAAUUCCUCGCCUUCCCCUCCUACCCGUACUAUCAAAAGCCAUAUCGUGCAUACUACCCCGUCUACUUUCCCUACCCCAAGCCGCAGUACUACAGCAAGCCCCCUCCUGCCCCAGACCAGCCUUUCAGUCCCCAAGAUCUUGAGCCACAGGGUCCCUGGCGCAGGCACAGGGGCCAGGGCAAGAACCGGGGAAAGGGCUGGAAGCAGAGGCCGGCAGCCAACCUGCCCGAUGCCCCUUACAUCUCUAACUAUAUCCUGCCCCACCCACGGACCUACCAGCUUCCUCCGCCCCCCAAGCCGCUGGCCCCACCCCGGCGAGGGAGACGGCCACCCUUCUAUUAUCCCCCUGGCACGCCGCAGAAUGAAGACUAUGAGGAAGACGGCCUGGUGCCUCAGCUGGACAGUGAGGAAGAACUGGAGAACUUUAUCGAGAGGAUCUACAUGAAGCGUAGAAUGUACUGAAGGACUGCUUUCCUUUGGGCUGUUGGACCCACGGGUGGGUGUGGUGUAAUCAUAAGGCUAAAAUGAGUCAUUUGGAAGGUGCAGGAAUGAGAUUCCGCUUUGUUAAAUCCACUGUAUUUGUUUUUCAAUUUGUUGUUGUUGAUAGGGUUCCGUCAGAAGAGCGGAUGAGAUGGGGUGGGGCGUGGGUCUUAACCUGCACACCGCCAUGUGAACACAGGGCGGCGUAUGUUCGUCCGUCUCCAUUCAGGUUUUCUAUGACGCAGCAUCACGGGAACCAUGUUUACAACAUGUCUUUGUACGUUACAUUUGACACACACAAAAAGAACAUGCCUUUGGUUGUAUUGGAUGUGUGCGGGUGCCUUUACAAUUUGGGGGCGGGGGUGGUGAGAAAAAAAAAGGUGCCACUAACACAUAUCUUUUGCAGUUUUUCCCAGAAUUCUUGCCUUAUGCAUACUAGUCUCAUCAUGAAGCCCUGCGGACCCCCAAAGCACAAAACACUUCCAGAUGUGGUGGGCCGAGGUUUCGUCAUCAUCGUUCUUUUGUAUCCGUGAGCUUCAGGGCCCCCGCGGAAUCUCUUUGUCAAUUAUUCUUCUGGCUAAUGAGUAUAUUCCCUUUAUGGAGACUUGAAAAUGCCAGAGAAUUUAUGUGAUAAUUCCCAAAUAAAAUCCCUCCUAAAAAUUCACUAAAUACCACAAGAAAAAUUCAACCUCACCUAUGGUCGAAAAAGUCUACUGGCAUAUCUAUAAUAACAAUACACACAAAAAAAGUGUCAAAAACCCAUCUCUGGAGUUAACUCUUUGGCCGCAAUUGACAGUGAUAGACGAAACAUAUCUCUGUUACUCCCACAUACAGUAUAUGUUCAGUAUUCAUAGCAUGUGUUGUGGUAGUUAAAAAAGAAUUACAUGUAUAUCAAAAACACCCAUUGACGGCACUAGACAUCCAAUCCAUUUUGACUGGAAGGGCCCCUCCUAGUCAAAAUCGAUUGGACAUCUACCACCGUUAAUGGCAGCCAAUGAUUUAGAAAUUAACCGUUUUUACAUUGAGCGCAGUCACAUCGGUAUACUACCACUUACAAUUAUGAAAAUAAGGAAACACAUCAACAACAUUCCUACUGUACCGGCUUCAAUUUUUUCCCAGUUUCCUCAGAAAACCAA
Messenger RNA from Corythoichthys intestinalis (scribbled pipefish), 3236 nucleotides. RefSeq lists its product as uncharacterized. Lineage: Eukaryota; Metazoa; Chordata; Actinopteri; Syngnathiformes; Syngnathidae. Bases 310 to 2082 code for a protein of 590 amino acids. Gene Ontology annotation, molecular function: neuropeptide hormone activity. The record is from RefSeq and is a predicted model, not a curated record. The transcript has 2 exons.